Molecule: messenger RNA, 1147 nt
Organism: Tigriopus californicus
Lineage: Eukaryota; Metazoa; Arthropoda; Copepoda; Harpacticoida; Harpacticidae
Exons: 4
Coding region: 355-1008 (217 amino acids)
Source: RefSeq, a predicted model, not a curated record
AGGACAGGGAAAGCCAGAAUGGAACGGCUGUUUAGGUAAUCUAACACACAAUCGGUUUUGGAAGAAAAGUAAUAAGAAUAAAAAGAUAUAGCACAUAAUCUUCAUCGGGAAAGGUGCUUAAUUUACCGUUCAAGGCUUCACUGUAGUCUCGCAAAUCUGUGUGUUUAUGUUUCUGUGUGUUCUGAUAUGUAGUAGAAGCAAGAACACAUGUACACGAAUAUAGCUUGCUUAUAAACUGUCCAACUGAUUGAAGCCAAUAUUCAGUCCGCAUACGCGAGCCAACCUGCUCUCUCACAUCCCAUCAAGAUCUCCCGAGUUCUUCACCCAACCUUUGAGCAUUUCCAAAUCAUCAAGAUGAUUGCAACGACAUGCCUUUUGGUCAUUUUAUUGAUUUUAAACCAUGGACAAAGUGGUAACUCCCAUGUCGUCACCUUUCGUCAAGCAACUGACUCGUUUAAGAUUGAUUCAAAAAGUUUCUCCGUCGGCGAAAUCAAUGAUCGUUUGGAAUUCGAUGAGCGUUCCGGAAUAAUGGAAACGAUGAUAAAUGUGCCACAAUGUCCCGGACGUGGCAAUAAAUAUUUUCCCAUUACCGUCCAGAAUCCGAGUGGAUGUUAUGUUUUCCAGACAACGGGAUUUAACAUGAAUGGAUAUCCGAAUAGAGGGGGAUCUUUUUUUCGUUCUUCAUACUUUUGCGGUUACAUGAUUGAGUUUGGGGCUACUGUAAGUGGAACGGUGACCGUUAAAGAAAAAGAUUUCCAGUUCCAAGAACCGAACAGUUCUGGAAGAUGCGAUGAUUUUUUAUUAAUUUCUGGUGUGAGCGAUCAACAGCAAGAAAACGACAAUAGUGACUCCGAUGACCGAGAUAUGCGCUAUGAUGUCGUGCAAUAUUGUGGCACGAUUACAGGAGACAAGAUCCGCGAUUUCUCUAACUCUGAACUUUUCAUUGAAUUAUCCGCCGACGACACAGAGAACGGCAACGGAGCCGAGAUUGUUAUUUGUAUUGAUUAAAAGAGUUGGGGGUCAAAAACCCGAUUCUGUGUCUUUGCCACUUUAUGAACUAUGAAGUGAUUAUUGGUUUAUUGGGUUUUCUUUUAUGUUGACCGACUUCAUAGUUUCGAAAAUGCAUUAAAUAAAUCCUUGGAAGGUC